Pocillopora damicornis (cauliflower coral) is the source of this 1063-nucleotide messenger RNA. RefSeq names its product adenosine receptor A3-like. Gene Ontology annotation, cellular component: plasma membrane. Lineage: Eukaryota; Metazoa; Cnidaria; Anthozoa; Scleractinia; Pocilloporidae. Gene Ontology annotation, biological process: G protein-coupled receptor signaling pathway. The record is from RefSeq and is a predicted model, not a curated record. Gene Ontology annotation, molecular function: G protein-coupled receptor activity.
CUCGGAGAAAAUGGAGCCUUUCUCCUCAGCUUCAGAGUGCAUUCCAUGGCUUGUGGUCCUCAUCAUCGAAUGUCUGGCCAUUGUCAUCCUUAAUAUCAUCGCCAUUGUUGUUUUUGUGAAGGAGAAGCGUCAGCUUCAGUGGCGGAGUACAUAUUUGAUCAUCCAUCUGGCGAUAGUCGAUGUCUUGGUGGGCGCAGUCUCUGGGCCGCUGCAGAUUGAAAUAAAAAUGGAGUGGCUCUGUCCUCUAUGGAAUUACAGACGAAAUACUCUUUGGUCUCAUCGUUUAUCUUUUUUAUUUCUACAUUUAUUCUAUUUCACUUCCCUUACAAAUCUCAUUGCCAUUUCCUUAGAACGGCUACACGCAACAUUUUGUCCAUUCAGGCAUCGCUUUGUAAGGAAAUGGGUUUAUAGAGCCAUGAUUAUUGUCAUUUGGUUAAUAGCUAUUGUUAGAGAAGUCGCCCAAAUUUUCUUAUGGGAAAUAGGUUAUUUCGAGCUAAUUAAUGCUUACUUGUAUCUCCCAUUUUAUGCAGUUUCUCUAUUCGUUAUCUGUGUAUCUUACAUCCUCAUUGUUAUCAAAGUGCGAUGUAGUCGUCAUCCCCAAUUCCAUUCUAGGUCCAAAAGAGAAAGAAAACUGACGGGUGCUGCGCUUAUCGUCUCACUAGUAUCUUUACUUUGUCUUCUACCAGGGACAAUGUAUGUAGCAUGUAUUCACCUUUCCUCUUCUUGUUUUAUGAUGUAUUUUCAUAUUAAGAUGGUUGUGGUAGUUCUAUUCUUAGCUAACUCACUUGUAAAUCCUAUUAUUUACGCUCUUCGGAUGCCAGGAUUCAGAGAAGGUUUAUUACAGCUAGUUUACAGGGUCCCAGACUUUCCUCGUAUCGCCCUAGCAAACCUGCCACUUCGCAACCUUUGGAGAGCGUAGAUGGAUGGUAGGAAAACUAUAUAUGAAAUUUUUCUUUUAAAUAACUUUAACUUCUUAGCCGAGCAACAUGCAUUUCCAUUUCAUUUUUUGGUGAUAAGAGAGUUGACUAAGGAUAGAAACGGUACAAACAUCUAAAUGAUUAAA